UCAUUCGCAAUGAGCGACAAUAACAUCAAUAUUAAUCUCAACAGCCCAGAAGAUGAUGGUGGUGGUGAUUUUCUUGAUCUUUCGCUCAGUCUCCGGCAGCCUUCUCCGCCACGACGUCCUUCUCCUCCAUUGUCGCCACCUCAAGCUACACCACAAGCCCCAGUUUAUUCACGCCUAUAUAUUCCAUCUUACUAUCCAAGCCCACAAAUCCAACUUCCGUAUAAUAAUCCUGUUUACUUCGGCUCGCCGGAAGUUUUUGUCGGCAGAUCGCCGACGCCACAAGGGAUGCAUCUGAGCAUCAGCGAGCCUCCGUCGUGCCGUGGACGCGCUCGACGGAAUCAUUCUCGAAACAAUGGUGAGGAUGUUAAUAGAACAAUUCAACCACCUUAUCCAUGGGCCACUAACCGCCCCGCCGUCCUUCAUGAUCUGGAUUAUCUGCAAAGUAUGCAGAUUAAGACCAUCACAGGAAUGGUCCGGUGCACGAGGUGCGACAAAGAUUACGAGAUGGGGUUUGAUCUUGAGGAGACAUUGUCGGAGUUUUUGAGCUUCGUCGUCUCAAAGGAAUCUAUGCACGACCGCGCCGUCGAGAAAUGGACGGCGCCGCCUUUACUGACAUGCAGAUACUGCUCCGUUGACAGCGUGAGGCCGAUCAUCAGUGAGAAUAAAGAGAAUAUCAAUUGGCUGUUCUUGUUCUUGGGCCAAUGGAUGGGGUACUGUACGCUGGAGCAACUCAAGUAUUUCUGUGGCCGUACGAAUAACCAUCGUACCGGGGCUAAAGAUCGAGUUCUUUACCUUGCGUAUCAUGAAAUCUACGAGCAGCUUCUUCCUGAUUGGCCUGAGGAUUUGUGGUGAACGCGUGGCGCCAGUUCUUUAAUUUGAUUUUAUCGCUUUCGCGUUUUCAAUGUUCACUGUUGAUGUCUGCAUGUAGGUUCCUUAUUAGGAAGUAUAUAUGUACAUUAUUGUUGGGAGUGAGAAUAAGGAGAGAGAGUAGAGAUCUUAAUUCGUAUUGAUCAUCCGCAACUCGAUGCGAUUGCAUUAUUUCCUGCUUUGUUUGUUGGUUUGACGAUAUAAGAGAUAAUUUCAUUCAACUCGGAGAACCUCCAACUUUAAUGUC
Prosopis cineraria is the source of this 1114-nucleotide messenger RNA. RefSeq lists its product as uncharacterized. Lineage: Eukaryota; Viridiplantae; Streptophyta; Magnoliopsida; Fabales; Fabaceae. Bases 10 to 852 code for a protein of 280 amino acids. The transcript has a single exon. The record is from RefSeq and is a predicted model, not a curated record.